Molecule: messenger RNA, 2068 nt
Organism: Hevea brasiliensis (rubber tree)
Lineage: Eukaryota; Viridiplantae; Streptophyta; Magnoliopsida; Malpighiales; Euphorbiaceae
Product: protein trichome birefringence-like 6
Exons: 6
Coding region: 192-1955 (587 amino acids)
Cellular component (GO): Golgi apparatus
Molecular function (GO): O-acetyltransferase activity
Source: RefSeq, a predicted model, not a curated record
CUCUUUCAUUAUUUAUUUAUUUAUUUAUUUUUGCUUUGGGAAAUUAGAAAGGUAAAAUUUACACUUGAAGGUAGGGGUGUUUCCGGUAAUUGAUUGCCACACACUUCCCAUCUCCUGAAGAACCAUCACCUACUCCCACGGUUAAGUGGAACUUCUCAAUCUCACAGAGAGCUGAGCAAGAGCUCACUCAGAUGGAGAGGCAGAGAAGUUUCUUCUUCAAAUCUACAAGAUUCCUGGUCUUCUCUUUCACACUCUCAUCUUCUAUAAUUUUCCUCACAUUUUUAACCGUCUGCUUAUUCAAAUCCAGCCCUUUGAUUCUCCAAGACGCAAGUUUUGAGUUCAAUACAACCUCGCUUGUGGUUCGCACACCCAUUUCUGCACAGACCCUCACCGGCUUGCCCAAUAAUUUCUCGGCGAGUGGAUUCAAAAAUUCAAUUUUGACGCAUACCCGUUUCUCAAUACAUGAAAAUGCUUCUGGGUUUGCUAGCAUUUCAAUUGGGACAGACAACGAUGAAUCUGAAAAGCUAAAAGCCGAAGGCGACGGAGACAAAGAUGGUGUAAAUGGUGAUUUUACUACAGUACAAGAGAGUAUGUCAGUACCGCAAACUUCAUCUGAGGAAGGGCAAGUCACAAGAAGUAGUGAAAAGGUUGAAUAUGAGAAAAUAGAAGGAAUUUCAACCGGAAAAACCGAAGUUUCCAGGAGUGAGAAGGCUGCAGAGGAGACUAAAGUAGAUUCAAUUGAAAAAAUUGAAGCCCCGAGGGCAGAGGGAAUUGAAGAGAAGAAAGAGAGAGCAACUUCAGUUGAUAAUAUUGUAACUCCAAGGAAAGGGGGGUUUGAAGAGAAGAAAGUUAGAUUAACUAAAAUUGAUAAUAUUGAAGCUAGAAGUAAAGGCAGGAUCAUAGAUAGAAGCACAAGAGGAUGUGACGUUACAAAAGGGCGGUGGGUCUAUGAUGAAAGCUAUCCUCUUUACACGAGUAGUUCAUGUCCUUUCAUAGAUGAAGGGUUCGAUUGUGUGGGAAAUGGGAGACUGGAUAAAGAUUACAUGAAGUGGCGAUGGCAACCUCAAGAUUGUGACAUCCCAAGUAGGUUCAAUGCAACCAGAAUGCUGGAUCUAAUCAGAGGGAAAAGGCUGGUUUUUGUUGGAGAUUCAAUUAAUAGGAAUCAAUGGGAGUCCAUGCUGUGUAUGUUAAUGAGAGCUGUUAGAGAUCCCAAGAUGGUGUAUGAGACCCAUGGACGGAGAAUCACCAAGGAGAAAGGGAAUUAUUGCUUCAAAUUUGUGGAUUACAAAUGUACCGUUGAAUACUAUGUAUCACAUUUCUUGGUUCAUGAGAGCAAAGCAAGAGUAGGGCAGAAGCGGGUGCAGACCUUGCGGAUUGACGCCAUUGAUCAUGGAUCAUCAAGAUGGAGAGGAGCUGAUAUUCUAAUCUUCAACACUGCCCAUUGGUGGUCUCAUUUCAAAACAAAAGCUGGGACCAACUACUACCAGGAGGGGAACCAAGUUUAUCCCAGGCUUGAUGUUUCCACAGCUUUCAGAAGAGCUUUGAUGACUUGGGCCUCAUGGGUUGAUAGGCACAUCAAUUCCAGGAAGACCCAAGUUUUCUUUCGAAGUUCAUCACCUUCGCACUUCAGUGGAGGCCAAUGGAAUUCAGGUGGGCAUUGCGAGGAAGCCACAAAACCCUUAAAUAAAAUUCUUGGUGUACACGUUACUGAGAAGAAUACAAUCACAGAAGAUAUCAUCAAGCAAAUGAAAACUCCUGUUGCUUUUUUGAACAUUACUAGUUUAUCAGAAUUUCGGAUAGAUGGUCAUCCAUCCAAAUACGGGAAAAAACCUUUAAAUCACUAUGCUUCAAGUGGUCAAGAUUGCAGCCAUUGGUGUCUUCCUGGCAUUCCUGAUACAUGGAAUGAAUUGUUGUAUUUUCACUUGCUAUACAAACAGGGUGACAGUUUUCAAUAGAAUUAGUUUCCGCUUGUUAGCUUUGUAUAUUCUUUUAAUCAUUUCUGCCUCUCAAUUUUGAAGGCGAUAAUGCUAACUAAAUUUCAAUAGUCACGUUUGACGUUGUGUUCAAA